ACUGCAUGUGAGGCCCCGCCCCUCCCUUUGCAGGACGUCACCGAGGACUGCAGGGGCCUGAGCCGCUGCCGCCGCCGCGCAGCCCCACAUCACCGCACAGGGGGCCCCGUCACCGCCACCGCCAGAAAAGCCACCGCCGCUAGGGUCGCCGUUGCAUCGGUGCAGGGCAAGAUGGCAUCCGCCACAGACUCGCGCUAUGGGCAGAAGGAGUCCUCGGACCAGAACUUCGACUACAUGUUCAAGAUUCUCAUCAUCGGCAACAGCAGCGUGGGCAAGACGUCCUUCCUCUUCCGCUACGCCGACGACUCGUUCACCCCUGCCUUCGUCAGCACCGUGGGCAUCGACUUCAAGGUCAAAACCAUCUAUCGAAAUGACAAGAGGAUCAAGCUGCAGAUCUGGGACACAGCAGGGCAAGAGCGAUACCGGACCAUCACCACCGCCUACUACAGGGGCGCUAUGGGCUUCAUCCUCAUGUAUGACAUCACCAAUGAAGAAUCCUUCAAUGCUGUCCAGGACUGGUCCACCCAGAUCAAGACCUACUCGUGGGACAACGCGCAGGUGCUGCUGGUGGGAAACAAGUGUGACAUGGAGGAUGAGCGGGUGGUGUCGUCAGAACGUGGCCGGCAGCUCGCUGACCACCUUGGGUUCGAGUUCUUUGAAGCAAGCGCCAAGGACAACAUUAACGUCAAGCAGACCUUUGAGCGCCUGGUGGACGUCAUCUGUGAGAAGAUGUCAGAGUCUUUGGACACUGCGGACCCUGCAGUCACAGGCGCCAAGCAGGGCCCGCAGCUCAGUGACCAGCAGGUGCCGCCGCACCAGGACUGCGCCUGCUGAGAGCCCCUCCGCCCCCUUGCCCCUCUUCCCUACCUCCCCCACCUUCCCCACCUCCCCAGGCCUGACCCGGCCCCCACCAGCCACGGGCACAAGACCCCCACUCCCAACUUAGCCCGCUGCCCUUAUUUAUUAUUGUAGCUAUUUAUUUAUUGAAGACGUCCCGCAGGGGCCCGGGCUCCCCUGCCCGACCCCAGCCCUGCCCGUCCUGUACAUAUAACCCUUUCCCCGCUCAGCCACUGUGGUGUGUCGUGGCCUCGUGAACUCACCCCUCCCCCUCCUGACACCCCCCCCACCUUUUUUUUAAAUUCACCCCCAUCCACAGUUGUCGGUUGUGAAGAGGGGGCCAGAUGACACCCUAUAGCAGGCUGAUCGGGCGAUGGGAGGUGGCCAGGCCUGCCAGCCCCUCGGCUCUGCUGCGGUGGGCCGAGGCCGCUGUUGGGGGGUUCCCUGUGCGGACCAUGGGGGUCAGAGUCUGGCCUGCCAGGCUCCUCUCCCUCAAGGUUUUUCUUUUGGUGGGGGGUGUGCUGUGGGUAUUCACUGCCCUGGGACCCCCCUGCCCACCAGACCUGUUCUGACCUCAUGAGUGUCAAACGUGCCCCCAGCUCCUUAGGAGACAUCAUGAAACACUACAUACAUCCAAUAAAGCGAAUGGACCACGCGUGUCCCUGUGAGCACCGGGCCCUGCCCACCCUGGCUUUGAUCAUCCACAA
Saimiri boliviensis boliviensis (Bolivian squirrel monkey) is the source of this 1544-nucleotide messenger RNA. RefSeq names its product RAB3A, member RAS oncogene family (gene RAB3A). The record is from RefSeq and is a predicted model, not a curated record. Gene Ontology annotation, molecular function: GTPase activity; GTP binding. NCBI's taxonomy places the organism in Eukaryota, Metazoa, Chordata, Mammalia, Primates, Cebidae.